GACGUGGAGAAGAGCUGUUUUUCCACACUGCGUGUCACCAACCACCACGAUCUUACAUCGAAGCAGCCCUUUGCCCUCCAUCGCGUCCUGUGCCGGGUUACUGCGUGUUUCUCUGCCUAGCCUGCCAACUUGUCAUUUAGCCUUCUUACGAACAAAAAAAAAUAAAUAAUAUAGCGCUGAUGAUUAUAAUAUAAAUAUUCCACGGUGUGGAUUUUUUUUUUAAGUAAAUUCUUUAGCUCCACAGUGAAGGUUGCAUGUUCUGAAAGAAGCUGCGCUCAUCUGCUCUAAAAGAGGAAGGCGGCGCGAAGUCAAGCUGGAGUCGCUGCUUUAUAUGACUUCCGGUUUGAUGUUGCUUUUAAUCACAAUUACACCAAAACAGCCCAUAGUGUCAUAAAAAACACGUUAUUUAUAUCGUAUUGUAGUCACACUAAAUAAUAACGACUUAAAUAUCUCAUAUUGGUGUUCCUUUAGUGGCGCCACGGUUUACUUUGAAGGGAUACUUCCGGUAUCUCAAAUUGGUCAUGCAUAAGCGCUUACGUUGUAGUUUUUAGCUCUUUGUCGCCCUCUACUGGCCACAAGAAACAAUGCCACUUAACAAUCAUGUUAAAGUGGUGUUUUUUUUUCUACGUCACAGCGAUGUUUACAAAUAUAACUGUCAUGUUUGGAAUAUUUGUUCAGCUACCACGUAAAACAAGACUAACAUUACAUUUAAAAACUACUUUUAAAUACUUUAGUAGUUAGUUAGACCCGUCCAGUCCAUUUCAGGGAAUUCCGGUGUCCUGACUUUGAAUGUCUCCACUGUCCUCUUUGGCUCACAUCUUAACGUUUCUACAUCAAAAGCACCUUUCACAUCACUGUCAAGUCACCUACUAUGAGUAACCGGAAGUUGCCAUGUUUGUAGCAAAUAAAAACAUUUUAAAAGCUAAUCAUUCGUAUUUAGCAUAGUACUUGAAGUAUUUGUUAUCUACUGUAUUGCAUUCGUUUGACUUGCAUGCUGAAAAAAGUGUGUACACUCACGUGGAAUACACAUAUUUAGAAGAGGUUUAAACAUACUUUUCUUGUGAAGGUAAAACCGGAAGUUAUGUUGACAACACACUUGUUGAGUCCAGUAAGCGAAACCGAGUACUUUUUAAUUGCAAAGACAGUGCAGUUAGAGUGAUAACCAGUUGGAUCGCAUGUUUCCAUACGGGUUAGCACAUUUUAUUCAGUACCCGAACAGCCUCAACAAAGUAGCCGGCUAGUUUUGUUCGAUUCAGUCAUGUCUGGCGAAGAAGCUCCUCCAGCUCAGCAUCAGCAAAAGUCCGCCGGGGUGCCUCCGACGACUCCGGGGUUCUCCUCGGAGACGUGUCGGGCUCUGGUGCUCACCGGCUACGGCGGCUACGACAAAGUCAAGUUGCAGGUGAAGCCCCACAAGGAGCCUCCGCUUCAGCCCCAGGAGGUCCUGGUGCGAGUCAUGGCGUGCGGGCUCAACUUCGCCGAGCUGAUGGGCAGACAGGGUCUGUACGAGCCGCUGCCCUCCCCGCCUGUCACCCUGGGCAUGGAGGCCUCUGGAGUCAUCCAAGCUGUCGGAGCAGACGUGGAGGACCGAAAAGUGGGGGAUCGCGUCAUCGUGUUGAGCCGCAGCGGCAUGUGGCAGGAAACGGUCGUGGUGCCCGCCAGCCGAGCCUUCCCCAUGCCCGAGUCCAUGAGCUUCGAGGAGGGCGCCGCCAUCCCCAUCAACUACAUGACGGCGUACAUGAUGCUCUUCGAGAUGGCCAACCUCAAGCCGGGAAAGAGUGUGCUGAUCCACAUGGCUGCGGGGGGCGUGGGCAUCGCCGCCACUCAGCUGUGUCAGACCGUCCCCGAUGUGACUGUAUUCGGCACAGCAUCCGCCUCCAAACACGACAUCAUUGCACAAGUCGGCGUCACUCACCCCAUCGACUACCGCACCAAAGACUAUGUCGAGGAAAUCGGAAAAAUCAGCCCCAGCGGAGUGGACAUCGUCCUGGACCCACUAGGUGGCGCUGACACGCAGAAAGGCUUCAACAUGUUGAAGCCUUUGGGCUCUCUGAUUGUGUUUGGUGCCGCCAACUGCGUGACGGGCCAGAAGAAGAGCCUGCUGGCAAUUGUCAAGACGUGGUACAACCAGCUGUCCAUCAACGCGCUGAAGCUGAUGCCCACCAACAAGGCCGUGUGCGGCUUCCACUUGAGCUACGUGGACGACGCCCACAUCCAGGACGCCAUGGCCGCCCUGCUGGAGCUCUACAGGCAGGGCAAGAUCAAGCCACGCAUCGACUCCUGCUACCACUUUGAGGAGGUUACUGAUGCAAUGAGGCGGAUGCACGAACGGCAAAAUAUCGGCAAGGUCAUCCUUCUCCCUCAGCUUAAAAAGCAGGACGGAGAGACAACCUCCAACUCCCAGUCAGGUGGAAAGAAAUGACACGAACGAAGGAUUCAAAUAUCUUUCCCUACCAAUUAUUAUUUUUUUGUCAGUAUUUUUAAACGUUUUCUUAAGAAUUAUAGUGCAAUAAAUCAAUAAUUAAACCGACAUAUUACCAAAGUGCUAAUUGCUAAAAUGCCUGCAAUGUUUUCCACUUCUAUAAAUAGCGGCUAUUAUGAUAUCCACACUAACAAGCUGCACCAUGGCAUCAUUAAGGAGCUAAUUUUAUGCAAAAGUCAGCAUUAUUUUGUUGUUUAUCACAUAUUUUUGAGCCAAAGUUCCAUAACUACUUCACUAAUUAAUUGUGGAAAACAAUACCAUGGCAAACAAAGUCACGCUCGACCAACAUUUAUUGUAGUUUCCAUCUUUUUUUUACCGCUUUAUAAAUGUUGGACAUUAUAUUGUGAACUUUUAAAAUCAUUUUUUAUGAUAACAUGAUGGAUUAUCCCAGCAGGAAACAUCAGAUUGACACAGAAGUAGUAUCGGCAUUCAAAUGAAAGGCUGACAUAAAAACAUAAUAAUUGUAAAA
Messenger RNA from Doryrhamphus excisus (bluestripe pipefish), 2948 nucleotides. RefSeq names its product synaptic vesicle membrane protein VAT-1 homolog. Gene Ontology annotation, molecular function: oxidoreductase activity. Lineage: Eukaryota; Metazoa; Chordata; Actinopteri; Syngnathiformes; Syngnathidae. Gene Ontology annotation, biological process: negative regulation of mitochondrial fusion. The record is from RefSeq and is a predicted model, not a curated record. Gene Ontology annotation, cellular component: mitochondrial outer membrane.